Eufriesea mexicana is the source of this 523-nucleotide messenger RNA. RefSeq names its product RAB interacting factor STRAT (gene strat). The coding region runs from base 164 to 523 and encodes 119 amino acids. Gene Ontology annotation, biological process: small GTPase-mediated signal transduction; post-Golgi vesicle-mediated transport. Gene Ontology annotation, molecular function: zinc ion binding; guanyl-nucleotide exchange factor activity. The transcript is spliced from 2 exons. Gene Ontology annotation, cellular component: membrane; cytosol. The record is from RefSeq and is a predicted model, not a curated record. Lineage: Eukaryota; Metazoa; Arthropoda; Insecta; Hymenoptera; Apidae.
ACAAAAUUUAGUCGUUCGACUAUCGAAUUGUCAUCGAGCAUUUCUGAUUGCGAUUCUUGUUCGACCAGUAUUUUUUGUUUGAAGUGUCAACAUUAUUAACGUCAAUACUUGUGUAACUAAUAUUUAUAAGUUUCGAACGAAAAGAAGUUUGAAAUAAAAAGAUAUGUCCACGAGCAGGGAUAUCAGUAUACUGAAGGAUCAAGAUGAAAAGAACAAGUUGAAAGUUUACUGCACAUUUUGUCCAUCAAAAAUGCUCAAUGCUGGUGCAGCCCGGCUAAUUAAUAUCGAGUUUAAUCUACCCUAUAUACAUCGUAAGGGAGAAGGUGAAGCGGAUCAACAGGAAAUGAUAACCGACUAUUGGUUGGUGGAGGAUAUGUACACGUUUGAAAAUAUUGGUGUUUCACAUACAGUAGGCAACGUAAAAUAUUUAGCAUGUGCAGAUUGUGAAAGAGGUCCAGUGGGUUGGCACGAUUUAUCUACAAAGAAAUCGUAUAUCGCACUAAGUAGAGUUAAACACGAAUGA